GCUACCUCCACCAUCUCCAAAUGUGGAAUCAUUGUUCGCUUCCGACAUUCAUGCGUGAUGCAUGAUUACACUUAUCUGUCCAGAUAAUUCGUACGAGUACCGGAACUUUGUGAUUCGUGCAUACCUGAAGUGUGUGUGAUUAUCAAGUUUUGAUGAUGACUUUGCCCAAUCAUCAUCACCAUCAACCGGUCUCCGCUGUUGAAUUGGGUAGUGGCCAACAUCUUGUCAAAAUUACUUCGAUGCCCGUGCAGCAUCAACAAAUGCCCACCUCAAUUAGUUUAUCCGAGCUUGCUCACAGAGAAUACCAAGCCGGGGACUACGAUAAUGCCGAAAAGCAUUGUAUGCAGCUGUGGAAGCAAGAUCCAACCAAUACGGGGGUUCUUCUCCUUUUGAGUUCCAUCCAUUUCCAGUGUCGCCGCUUGGAUAAAUCGGCUCACUUCAGCAUGCUUGCCAUCAAGCAGAAUCCCAUGCUAGCGGAAGCGUAUUCAAAUUUAGGCAAUGUUUUCAAGGAAAGGGGCCAGCUACCGGAAGCACUCGAGAAUUAUCGCCAUGCCAUCCGGUUAAAGCUGGAUUUCAUUGACGGAUAUAUCAACUUGGCGGCGGCUCUUGUUGCCGCCGGCGAUCUUGAAGGAGCUGUCCAAGCUUACGUUUCUGCCUUGCAGUAUAAGCCGGAUCUAUACUGUGUCCGGAGUGAUCUGGGAAAUCUUCUGAAAGCAUUGGGUAGGCUUGACGAGGCGAAGGCGUGCUACCUCAAGGCGAUCGAGACGAGACCAGAUUUCGCGGUGGCAUGGAGCAAUCUGGGCUGCGUGUUCAAUGCCCAAGGGGAAAUUUGGCUGGCGAUUCAUCACUUCGAAAAGGCUGUUGCUUUGGAUCCGAAUUUCUUGGACGCGUACAUCAACUUGGGGAAUGUAUUGAAGGAAGCUCGAAUUUUCGAUCGCGCUGCUGCGGCGUACUUGAGAGCCCUUAAUCUGAGUCCGAAUCACGCUGUCGUGCAUGGAAAUCUUGCCUGCGUCUACUACGAACAGGGAUUGAUCGAUUUAGCGAUCGACACAUACAAACGGGCCAUCUCCUUGCAGCCGAAUUUCCCGGAUGCGUACUGCAAUCUUGCCAACGCAUUGAAGGAAAAGGGCUUGGUAACAGAGGCCGAAGAAUGCUACAACACAGCCUUGAGAUUAUGUCCGACGCAUUCGGAUUCUUUGAACAACUUGGCAAACAUCAAACGAGAACAAGGUUUCAUCGAAGACGCGACGCGAUUGUAUUGCAAAGCCCUGGAGGUAUUUCCGGAGUUCGCAGCCGCACAUUCGAACCUCGCAUCCGUGUUACAGCAACAGGGAAAACUUCAAGAAGCGUUGGCCCACUACAAGGAAGCCAUUCGGAUUCAACCAUCUUUUGCCGAUGCGUAUUCCAAUAUGGGGAACACUUUGAAGGAGAUGCAAGAUGUUCAGGGCGCGUUGCAGUGUUACACGCGGGCCAUUCAAAUCAAUCCUGCUUUUGCGGAUGCGCACUCGAAUCUGGCGUCUAUUCAUAAAGAUUCUGGUAAUAUCCCGGAAGCGAUACAGUCUUACAGGACUGCGUUGAAACUGAAGCCCGACUUUCCUGACGCUUACUGCAAUUUGGCUCAUUGUUUGCAAAUCGUUUGCGACUGGAGUGACUACGAAUCCAGAAUGAAACGCUUGGUGUCCAUUGUAGCGGAUCAAUUGGAAAAGAAUAGACUUCCGAGUGUGCACCCACAUCAUUCGAUGCUAUAUCCCUUGUCUCACGAGUUUCGCAAGUCCAUUGCAUCGAAGCACGCGGCGUUGUGUAUCGAAAAAAUCCAAGUUUUGCACAAGCCUCCUUACAAGUAUCCGACUGAACUAGCCCCGGGUGGGAAGCUUCGCAUUGGUUACGUUAGCUCUGAUUUUUGCAAUCAUCCCACAUCGCAUCUCAUGCAGUCUAUUCCGGGUUCUCAUAACCGGGCCCGAGUCGAGAUUUUCUGCUACGCUCUCAGUCCAGACGAUGGAACGGCGUUCCGACAACGCAUUGUCAAACAAGCGGACCACUUCGUAGACUUGUCUUUGUUGCACUGUAACGGGAAAGCGGCUGAUCGAAUCAACGGAGAUGGAAUACACGUUUUGGUUAACAUGAAUGGAUACACCAAAGGGGCCAGGAACGAGAUCUUCGCUUUGAGGCCUGCUCCGAUCCAAGCGAUGUGGCUGGGAUAUCCGGGAACGAGUGGAGCUCCUUUUAUGGAUUAUUUGAUAAGCGACGCGGUGACUUCACCUUUGCAUCUGGCCAGUCAGUACUCAGAGAAACUGGCAUAUAUGCCGCAUACCUUUUUCAUCGGGGACCACGCGAGGAUGUUCAAGCAUUUGACAGAAAGGAUCGUAUUCGACACCAAGGAUAACAUGAGCGUGAACGGACUCGCUGACAAUGUUGCGAUUAUUAAUACCACGGACCUGAAACCGAUUAUGGAGAAAGCGGAAUUGAAGCAGGUCAAGGAACUCGUGGCUCCAGCUUGUAGCGAGCCGGUUGAAGUGUCCGUUACUGUUGCUCAUCUGCCGACCACGAUGCCCAUUGAAGCUAUGAUAUGCAGUGGACAGUUGCAGACCAGCGUGAAUGGUUUGAUCGUUCAGAAUGGUCUGGCCACAAACCAGCUGAAUAAUAAGGCAGCUACUGGAGAAGAAGUUCCCACCAAUAUCCUUGUGACAACCAGGCAACAAUAUGGACUCCCCGAAGAUGGUGUUAUAUAUUGCAACUUCAACCAACUGUACAAGAUAGAUCCCGACACAUUAAGAUCGUGGGUCACGGUAUUGCUGAAGGUCCCGAAUUCGUAUUUGUGGCUGCUGAGAUUCCCAGCAGUUGGGGAGCCGAAUAUUUUGUCAUCCGCGGCACAGAUGGGUCUGCCGCAUAACCGAAUCAUUUUCUCGAAUGUCGCAGCCAAAGAAGAGCACGUUCGUCGAGGACAGUUGGCGGAUGUUUGUCUUGAUACACCUCUUUGCAAUGGACACACAACUGGCAUGGAUGUUCUCUGGGCGGGAACUCCUAUGGUUACACUGCCUGAGGAAACGCUAGCGUCGCGUGUUGCAGCGUCGCAACUUACUUGCAUGGGUGUCCCAGAAUUGAUCGCAAAGAACCGAAAAGACUACGAAGGCAUUGCGAUCAAACUCGGAAACGACAAAGAAUACUUGAAGGCGAUUCGGGCACGAGUUUGGAAAGCCAGAUGGGAUUCACCUCUGUUCAACACCAAAGUUUACACGUCGAACCUUGAAACUCUACUAUUGAAAAUGUGGGGUCGAUUCGAGAAAGGCAAAGAACCUGACCACAUCACGGAGUGGUCACCCUCUGAGAUUAAGACAGGAGGUCUUAGUUGAGCUGCUGUUUGAAUGAUGUGCUUGUUCGAUUUUUUAUGCACGAUGCAUCCUAAUGUCGGAAAGUGCUUUUUUUUAGGAUCACAUGAGAUAUAUGACGUCAGAUGUGUUUUUUUCGGUUCAGUGUUACGCGAAAGUGAGAAAGAUUCUGUGUAGCUUCGGUCCGACUUUUUCCACUUCAGUAAAACUUUACGCGGUAAUUCAAGAAAUCUUUGAAGAAUUCGUCCCAUUACUUUUCUGGUCUCUUGUAAGCAAGCCUUCUGAAAACUUUCUGCGAAGUCAAGCUUUUUUAAAGCGGAAAAAGCUCGUCUGCGAUAAUAAGUAUGACUAGUCAUAUGGGAUUCCCAAACUUCGAAAUUCAGAUUUUUGUCCACCCAUGAAUUAUCUUUUGCAUGAUGUAAGAUAAUUUGGGCUUCUUCUCGAGCAAGUUUUUUCUCACUACGUUAUGCCGUAUGAUUUGUUUUCAGAAUUUGUGAUGCGUUGAACUGUGAGUCACAUUUUCGAAAAAGUUAUUUAAUCCCUCAAGAUGAUUUUUAUCAACAUUGUGUAUGAAGUUGAAUUCAUGUUCCAAUAAGCCAGAAAAAAACGAGGGAUAAAGUAUUCGGCUGUGUUUUUGAUUAGUACCUGCUGAAAGAUUGCCGCUUUUUUUAAACUUCGACUAACUCUUACGAGUUGAACGAACUAAUGGCCGUCUAACCUGAGAUUCGAGAUUCUCGUUUUUCAUUUUCCUCGCGCGGUUUACAAACCUUAUUGUUGAAAGUUUUUUUUCGCUCGCGUGGUGGCGCUUUCGGUCCUCUUGUGUGUGUGUGUGAAGAGUUUCGAAGAAGGUAGAAUUUUCUUCCGCGUUGAAGCCGACACUUCGCCUGGAUGAACGAUUGAAAAAUUGAAAUUGUUAUUGAAACGGCA
Notodromas monacha is the source of this 4253-nucleotide messenger RNA. The record is from the annotation of a GenBank genome assembly. NCBI's taxonomy places the organism in Eukaryota, Metazoa, Arthropoda, Ostracoda, Podocopida, Cyprididae.